GAUCUGAUAUGCGUAAUUUGGAUACGAAGCUAAAAAAGAAUGGAAAAAGGACGCUCCUUUUGGUGUUUGCAUUGAGGUACUACUUAGCCAAGAAAGCUUGUACUGGGAUAGACGAAUCAGAGGCCGAGAUACAGUGGGUCUAUGCCAAAUGGACCGCGCAAGAACGUAGCUUCAUUUCACGCAUAAAAGCUGCGUUUGAAGCUUAAUACGUUCUCAUCUCUCUCGAGCUCCUACAUCGAUACGCACCUCGAUUCAAGACUAUUACAACAUCUUUAUAAGAUUUUAAGCCAUGGAUAUUAAUAUUGAUUCCAAUAACAACGCCGACACGCCAUUAACACUUGGUACUCUUUUCAAACAAGACAUGAAGACAGCCAACAUCUUAUCAAACUACCCGACCUCCUUCGUCCCGAACUAUCGCUUCCUCAACAACACCAAAUACCGUAUAUACGAUAUACAGAAGUCCGGUCCCAAGAAGAACAACCCGUUCCUGUUCCUAUAUCCGGGAAGGAUCUGCUCGGUAGCGGGGAACGAGUUUCCCGUCCUUAUGGACAAACAGCCCUGUGAUGAUAUUAUGGCUCACUGGAAAAGAUGGCUGCCCGGAUUUCCCGAGCCUGUCUUCAAGACUAUUGAUGAAGGAGUUGAGGAUGAAGACCCAAUUAUUACUAUCUUCCCUAUGCAGAGGAUACCGGAAGAGAAACACGCUGUUGAUCCUGAUACACACUACCAUAUUCUUCUAAAGAGCGCGAUUCCCGAGACAGGAGCCCCUUGUCCCGAGCACUACACGCAGGAGAAUGCCGUGUUCCCUUGCAUGGUGAAGGUUGAUCAGAGCCUGAGCGGGUAUGGCAACUAUGUCUGCUACAACCAGGAGGAGCUCGCGGCUGCCUUGGAAACCAUCAAUGAAGCUUUUGGAAAAGCUGCGCCUUACGUCAUCACUGCAUUCGUCGAGAACGUUGAAGAAACUCUUGGCUGUCAGUUUUACUUAAACAAAAAGGGCGAGGUUCACUGGCUCGGUACCAAUAUUAACGUUCUCAAGGAUUACGACUGGGUUGGCAGCGUGGUGGACUGGGACCUACGUGAAGUGCACAGGCUUCGCGUGUAUGAYUCGUUUAUCGUACCUGUUGCUGAAUAUCUGCACAAGAAGGGCUACUUUGGAAUCGCAGGAAUCGACAUAAUCUGUAGCCAGAGUGGUGACUACCUCGUUGACAUGAACGCUCGUCUAACAGGCUUCACCCCGCAUGCGCUCAUCGCACCUAUCAUGGCACGUGACGGGCUGACAAAAUCCCUCUUCAAGUCCGCUGACAACCAAGACUGUUCUACCGAGGAGCUCAUCAAAAAAGUGAACUUCGUGAAUCAGACGAAGGAAGGCAAGAUAUUAAUUCUUAACUCCAUGGAUGUAGACGAGGGGUGUAUCGCUGCCAUCGUUGCGUUUGCCGAGACCAUGUCGGACGCGGAGGAGCUCUUUGACUGUUUGGCUGUCGAGAAACUCGUCAAGUAACUYGCACUUUGAAAAUCACAUGCAAAAACUCUCUUGACCGUGAGGUACUAGUAACGAAUAACACGAAAACGAGGUUGUUUGGGACAGAGAAAGUAAACAAGCCUUUUAUCUCCUUAGAGAAUCUGGGUGGGUUGAAAAUCUUAACCUCGCAAAAUUGGCCAUUUUUUCGCCUAAAUUAGUUUCCUAUAAAUAGUUCUGCAAAAGAAAUGCUUUUCCCAAAAAUUGGACAUUUAGAUUUCCGGCUCUUUUUUGGUGUUCUGGGCAACAAUACUUUGCAAUAUAAAGAAUGGCAAUCCAGAAAAUGCAAUACAUCUUGCAACACMAAGAAAGAGCCAAAUUUCAAUGUCCCAACCAACCUCAAUUCUAGUUACGUAAAAUUCAAGGGAGGUUUUUACGAAAAAUAUUUAUUAUACGUAUUUGUAUCUGAGCCAAACGAGACUUCUAACAACUAACAUCUAGAACCAGAAUGGACUACUUCGACGACGCGACGGCCAUCUUGAAUCACAAGGCAUUAUGGGUCAUCCAGGGGGAAAGAGACAAAGUUGUGAGGUUGACAUCAACGGUUCACAACUAAAAAUUUGACGAGAGAAGAGUAAACAAAAGUAAGCCAUAUCAAGCUUUACUCUAUAUAUUAGUGUCGCGAGUUAGAGUAGAGAAAGSUCACUCCAUAUAUGGUAUGAUCAAUUCCAUAUUUGGAUUGUGCGGAAAAGCGGCAAACAAAAAGGCCGUCGUUUUAUAACGAAUUCGACAUGAACAUUUUUGAAGAAGAAAAGAAAAGAAAAAAAAAAAGACAAGUAAGAAAAGAAAAAAUUGGGAAAAUCGAGGAAGGAUACGGGGACGAUGCUAACUCGUGGGUCUGCCUCGCAAACAACAGACACUGGGAAAUACGACACUCAUACUCGGUACCCAUAAAGCCUUGCGAUUCAAGAUGGCCGCCGUAUCGUCGAAGAAGUUCAUUGGAAUCUAUUGGAAUCAAAAGUUUUAUACUCAUUUGCCAUUUUUUGAAGCAGAAUUUUGGACAAAUUAWAAAUACCAAAAUAGAACGAAUUAUUUACAUUCUAUUGAAAAAUAAUGUCUUUAGCUUAGGAAUGUUAUUUAACGAGGUCGCGUUUCACUCAAGUAAUCGAUAAAUGAUUGAUAUGGUGCAGUUUCAAAUCGAUUUUUGAUUGAUAGAUAGCUUUAAUAUUUAUCAUAUCUCUGAUUCACGCGACUAACAAGUAAACUUGUGCACUAAAAUCAGACAACACUUUUAUUUCAUUAUAUACUCAUUCAUACGCGUUAAUCGAUAAUCGUUCSUUUUGAAUCACUAAUCGUUCGAGUUUUUUGUCAACAAUUCCCGUAUAAUCCAAAAAAUCACAAUGAUUUUCUUAACUGAUUAUUUCGGUAAUAAUAUUGUGAUAUAUAGUAAUUGAUAUUUGAUUUAUAAUCCAGAAAUUGGUAUUCGAUAUUUGAUCGAUGAAUUAUUUUGCAAAUGAAGCUUUUCAUAGCAUUUUGGAAUUUUGUAGAAAAGAUGGAAAAUCUGGAUAAAUAUUUGGGUUUUCACUUAUAUU
This is a messenger RNA of Actinia tenebrosa (Australian red waratah sea anemone), 3045 nucleotides long. RefSeq lists its product as uncharacterized. NCBI's taxonomy places the organism in Eukaryota, Metazoa, Cnidaria, Anthozoa, Actiniaria, Actiniidae. The record is from RefSeq and is a predicted model, not a curated record. Gene Ontology annotation, molecular function: ATP binding; metal ion binding.